AUGGCGUCAGCGCCGCAUUCUUCGUCGUCUUCGAUAACGGCGACCGAGGCCGACCUCGAGGCCCAGAAGCCCGCCAACAAGGCCAACUACUUUCAUCUUCUGUUCGAUCAGGCCGGCGUCACCCCCGCCGUCCUCGAGCGCAAGUACCCCGGAGAGGGCACCCACGAGUCGCCCUUUGUCGUUGAUUUCCUCCCCGAAGAUGCCCACAACCCCCAAGCCUUCCCCAUGUGGAAGAAGUGGACAUACACCAUCCUCCAGGCCAUCGCCACUCUCGCCGUUGCCUUUGUGAGUACCGCCUACUCGGGUGGUAUUGCUGAGGUCAUCCGCACUUUCGGUGUGUCCACCGAGAUCGGUAUUCUGGGUGUUUCUCUCUUCGUCGUCGGUUUUGCCGUUGGCCCCUUGUUGUGGGCGCCUCUGUCCGAGCUGUACGGCCGUCAGUACCUGUUCAUCGGCACUUACAUUGCCCUCACUGCCUUCAACGCCGGUGCCGCUGGCGCUCAGAACAUUGAGACGCUCAUCAUCCUCCGCUUCUUCGCUGGUGCCUUUGGCUCCUCGCCCCUGACCAACGCUGGCGGUGUUAUUGCCGACAUGUUCAGCGCUUCCGAGCGUGGUCUCGCUACUGCCAUCUUCGCCGCUGCUCCCUUCCUUGGUCCCUCAAUCGGCCCCAUCGUCGGUGGUUUCCUUGGUGUCGCUGAGGGCUGGCGCUGGAUCGAGGGCCUCAUGGCCAUCUUCACCGGUGUUCUCCUCUUCGUCGUCGGUCUUACCGUUCCCGAGACCUAUGCUCCCGUCCUUCUCCGCCGCCGCGCCGAGAAGCUCGAGAAGAUCACUGGCAAGGUCUACAUGUCCAAGUACGAGGCUCACCAGCCCCGCAAGACCAUCGGCCAGCAGUUCAAGAUCGCCUUGUCUCGCCCCUGGAUCCUCCUCUUCAAGGAGCCCAUCGUCCUUCUCACUGCCAUCUACAUGGCCAUCGUCUACGGAACCCUGUACAUGCUCUUCGCCGCCUUCCCCAUCGUCUUCCAGCGCCACCGCGGCUGGUCCCCUGGUGUCGGCGGUCUGGCCUUCCUCGGUGUCGCUGUCGGCAUGAUCGCUGCUGUCAUCUACACCGGCUUUGACAGUCGUCGCUACACCAAGGUUGCCGCUUCCUACGGUGGUUUCGCCCCGCCCGAGGCCCGUCUCCCCCCCUCCAUGGUCGGCGCCUGUCUGCUGCCCAUCGGUCUCUUCUGGUUCGCCUGGACCAAUGGACCCGAGAUCCACUGGGUCGUCUCCAUCAUCGCCUCUGGCUUCUUCGCUGCGGGCUUGGUCCUCGUCUUCCUGAGUCUUCUCAACUACCUCAUCGACUCGUACGUCAUCUUUGCUGCAUCCGUCCUGGCCGCAAACUCUGUCAUGCGAUCUCUCUUCGGUGCCGCCUUCCCUCUUUUCACCACUCAGAUGUACGAGAACCUCGGUAUCCACUGGGCCUCGUCCAUUCCCGCCUUCCUCUCCCUCGCUUGCCUUCCCUUCCCCUUCCUCUUCUACAAGUACGGCUCCGUCAUCCGCGCCAGAUGCGCCUAUGCCUCCGAGGCUGCUGCCGUUAUGGAGCGCAUGCGCAAGUCCACCGAGCAGGUCACCGAGGACGAUGCGAUGGCCGAGGAGGAGAAGAAGGAGCACGAGCGUUCCAACACUGCCGGCUCCGGCGGUGUUCUCUCCGACGACGAGCGCACUGUCCAGGGCGAGACCCGCGCCGAGGACGACGAGGCCGCCCGCAAGACGCAGGCUUAA
This is a messenger RNA of Colletotrichum truncatum, 1758 nucleotides long. RefSeq names its product major facilitator superfamily transporter. Gene Ontology annotation, cellular component: plasma membrane. The record is from RefSeq and is a predicted model, not a curated record. Gene Ontology annotation, biological process: transmembrane transport. Gene Ontology annotation, molecular function: transmembrane transporter activity. Lineage: Eukaryota; Fungi; Ascomycota; Sordariomycetes; Glomerellales; Glomerellaceae.